AUGGGCCUGAGCCGGGAAGAAGAAUUUGAUGGUGUGUUAGUGGAUGAGGCAAUUGCCGAAGCCCUGUACAAGCUGGGCCGUUCAGCCCCCGGCACAGAACAUGUCUAUCUUAAUCUUACACUUUCGAGCCGCAGCUUAAGUGACAUUAAUGCUCUUCACAAGUACAUUCACCUCGAGAAGCUAGAUCUGUCUUACAAUAAAAUUAAUGAUCUGUCUUGUGUCAGCCACAUGCCUUAUUUGCUGGAACUGGAUGCUUCCCAUAAUGAACUAACUACCUACUUUGACUUCAAACCACCUAAGAAUCUCCAAGUAGUGAAUUUUUCACACAACGCGAUCCCGGAGAUGCGAGAUCUUUCUGCCUACCAGUCGCUGACAAAACUCAUCCUGGAUCAUAACGACAUCACAGAGAUUCGAGGGCUGGAGAAGUGCCACAACCUGACGUACCUGAGCCUUGCAAACAACAAGAUCACAGCCAUCACUGGCCUGAAGAACCUUCCGAUUAAAGCCCUCUGCCUGAAAUCAAACCAGAUCGAGAGAGCUGUCGGCCUGGAAGAGCUGAAGGUGCUCCAGGUCUUGGAUUUGUCCGGCAAUCAAAUACGUAGCUUGGAAGGGCUGGAAGAGCACAAUUUCCUGGAGGAAAUCAACCUAGAAGACAACCAGGUGGCUGAACUGAGUGAGCUGGAAUACGUUGAAGCCCUUCCGCUCCUUCGUGUCUUUAAUCUGCUGAACAACCCUGUGCAGCAACAUCCGGAUUAUUGGCUCCUGGUCAUUUUCAUGUUGCUUCGGCUGACCGAACUGGAUCACAGGAAAAUCACUGUGCAAGAGAAGGUUGCCGCUGUGAACAAGUACAACCCUCCGCCCGAGGUGGUGGCUGCUCAGGACCACACGACCCAAAUCAUGUACAGCAUGACGCAUCCCCAGCGGAUCUUCCACAGCACCCUGCCUAGUCUCGAUGCGCCCUACCCCAUGUUGUUGUUGACGGGACCGCUGGAAAGCUGGAAACGAGAGCUGUGCCAUAGGCUCUGUCGGAAGUUCAACAACUAUUUCAGAUACAGUCCCUGCCAUACGACGAGGGCGCCUUACUUUGGAGAAGAAAACAGACUAGAUUACUAUUUCGUAUCCCUGGAGGAAUUUGAGAAAAUGAUGCAUUCGGGGCAAUUUAUUGCAACUUUCAAAUAUGGCGGCUUCAGCUACGGCCUGGGCCGAGACACCAUCGAAUCCAUUGCACGGGAGGGACUUGCAACCUGUGUUCAUAUGGAAAUAGAGGGUGUGAGAAGCCUGAAGAAUUCUUACUUCGAGCCGCGCUACAUCCUGCUGAUUCCAACCAACAAAGAGAAAUACGGGAGCCACCUGCGAAGGAAGGGGCUUUUCAGCCGGUCAGAGAUUGAGGAAGCCGUUGGCAGGGUGGACAUGUACGUCAAAGUGAAUCAGGAUUCCCCAGGCUUCUUCGAUGCCGUCAUCAGCAUAGAUGACUACGAUGAAGCCUUCGCGAAGCUGAGCCGCCUCAUUGAAGAGUUCCUGGGCCUCCUCCAGCCUUCUGACUCCGAAGCCCCACCUCCUGGGCCAGCGGGCAACCUCCUCUCAGCCCCAAGAGCUGUUAAUGGACAGAGCAGAGCCAUGGAGAGAAGUGGAAACGGGGAGCAAGAGAGAGAUGAAAGCUCUCCCGGGUGCCUGGGUGGCCGUGGAUUUCAGACGUUUGCUCCUUCCGGCGAGGACUCAAAUGUCCUGCUGUCUGGAGUGAACAAGCUCCUGAUGGAGAAGAAAAGCCGGAAGCCUCUGCGUUAUCCCCCCAUGAGCAAGAGGCUCACGUCAACAUGGAGAGAGGAAGAGGCUUCUCUGCAGAGGCGGCAACGGACGGCCAAGCAGGGCCUGGUGGGGAAGGUGGCUAGCUCCUACGCUGAGCUCUUUCAGAGGGAUCUCACCAGCACCUUGGCAGCCACCGGGCCUCACCCACGGUUUUUGGAACCUCCUCCAUCCUUCACCACCACCCAGUCCUCUGAAAGUUCGCUCAGCCCAGAUUCUGGUGCUCCAGACCGAAGCUCCAAGGAAUCUUAUGCAACAACUCGUCUUUCACUCUCCUCCUCUCUGGGAGCAUUUUCGUCCCGCAGAUCGUCUUCCCGGACACCCGUGGGCCCCUCGGUUCUGUCAGCUGAUGAAACAGAGGAUGAUCAAGGAGGCAGGAAAGAGCCAGACCGCCCUCCCGAGACCAAGGAGAAGAAGACUCCGAAGCACAAACCAGCUUCCCCGCACGUACCCCAAGUCGUCGUCCGCCCGGGCUCCGACACCAAGCCCGUCCUCCCGCCCAUCCCGUCAGGCCGGAAGAGACCCAAACCCCAGCCCUCUGAAAGCUUCCUUCCAGCCAUGAUACCGAACCCUUGGCCUUAGCCCUCCAAUCUCUCAAUCUCUCUCUCUCUGUCUCUGUUUCCUCUUUUCAAUGAGAAAUGGGUGGAGGCAAGUGCCUGUAAAUAGCUUAGACUGCUAACCUUCCCUGCCGUGUAGGCCACCAGGAAGGGCUCUUGAGGCAAAGAGGCCGUCCCAAUUAAGGUGUUGGCUUCUUUGGGGGGGGUAGGCGGGCACCUCUUUUCUAACAUGGCGUUCCUCUCGGGACCCUUGCCAGUGAAUGGGGGUCCAGUUUUUGUAACUUAACUUGUUACUUAAAUAUAUUCUCAGUUUCCUGACAGUUUGCAAAGCCCCUUUGGAAACAGGAAGAAUUUUUCUUCAGGCGUCACUUUUAUAGCCCCCCCCCCAAUACCAUCUGUACCACAAAGUGGAGGGCUAAUAUUCAAGCGACGGCAAGGUUACUUAGGGCUUGAUUCCCCCUCCUCCCCCGUAAGUGACAAAGUAGCCUAUUUUUGCACUCUAAAAUAAAUUAAGUGUGCCAUGUGACUACUGCAGCAAUUGAAUUAAACAUUCCUUAAAUGUGUACGUUCAUGUCUUGUGCUGUCAUUUCCAAGCUUACAGAAGUUCUAUGAAUUAAUGACUUCCA
This is a messenger RNA of Pogona vitticeps (central bearded dragon), 2986 nucleotides long. NCBI's taxonomy places the organism in Eukaryota, Metazoa, Chordata, Lepidosauria, Squamata, Agamidae. The record is from RefSeq and is a predicted model, not a curated record.